Molecule: messenger RNA, 2425 nt
Organism: Paramecium octaurelia
Lineage: Eukaryota; Ciliophora; Oligohymenophorea; Peniculida; Parameciidae
Source: the annotation of a GenBank genome assembly
AUGACUGAAUUAGGAAAUUAUCUGAUAGGUAUUUAUUAUAAAGUGAAUUAUCAUUUAAGGCAAAACCAUAGGUGAAGGAACGUUUGGGAAGGUGUGUCAUGCCAAACAUUAAGUGUUAGGUCAUGAUGUGGCUGUGAAAAUUUUAGAAAAGAAGCGAAUCAAUGAUGAAUUAGAUAUUGAAAGAGUCAAGAGAGAAAUAACCAUAUUACAGAUGUUGCACCAUCCAAAUGUGGUGUAGCUCUAUGAGGUUACCUAUGUAAUUAUGAUUAGAUGAUUGAAACUGACACACAUAUUUAUUUAUUUAUGGAAUAUGCAGACGGUGGAGAAUUGUUUGAUUAUAUCGAUUUAAAGAAGAGGUACUCUUUAAGUAAUCUGUUUAGGAUCAACGAGGUUGAAGCAUGCAAAUUCCUACAUGAAAUCAUUUCAGCCAUCUAAUACAUUCAUUAGUUGAGAAUAGUACACCGAGACUUAAAGCCUGAAAAUCUACUUUUAACAGCUCAAAAAAGUAUUCUGGUUGUUGAUUUCGGACUCAGCAAUACCUAUGAGGAUACUCUAAAGACAGCUUGUGGAAGUCCAUGUUAUGCUGCUCCUGAAAUGAUAUAAGGCAAACCUUAUUAUGGAUUAUAAACUGAUCUCUGGAGUUGUGGUGUUAUCCUCUAUGCCAUGUUAUGUGGGUAUCUCCCUUUUGAGGACAACAAUACCUAAGUUCUCUAUAAGAAAAUAUUGACUGCUGAUUUCCAUAUACCUAGAUAUGUUUCUUUAGAUGGCAAAGACCUUAUUAAAAAUAUUCUCACAGUCGAUCCUACUAAAAGGUUUACUAUUGAAUAAAUCAAAUAACACAAGUGGUGGCAACUCUGGAAAUCUGAUGUAUCAAUUUUAUUUAAAUAGAAUACCCAAAUGACUCCCUUUAAAGCUUCUUUUAAUAAGAUCUCUUGUACCCUCUUGCCCAAUAGUAUUUAUAAAUCAUGUCUGAAAAAAAAUAUAGAAAGGAAUAUUUCUGAAGAUGUGAAAACCUGUUGCGAUACUGCUCAGCAAUCCAUAGAUAUUCAGUUUACAGAUAAAGAAGACUUCAUUAAUAAGUCAAUCAUUAAAGAGGAAAUCAAAUAAAAUCCACCUCCUGAAGAUGAAGCUUUAGAUCAAAAAUUUGUUAAUUCUGAAGAUCAAUAUGAAUUUUAAUAGUCUAUGAGAUCAUUAACUAGAUAGAAAUCAAGUCAGUCAAUUUAGUCAAUCACUCAUUUACACACCUAAAUUGAUUCUCCUUUAAAAUAAUAAAAUCUGCCCAUUACGACUAAACCCACUGUGCCAGCUAAAUAAUAAAUAUCUCAAAUUAAUAAAGUCAUACCAAAAAAGCCCGUUUUAACUUAAUAACAACAACAUGCUUUAUAAUAAAAGAAACCUGUCACAAAAAUAGGCCCUUCAAAAUCCUUACAUGAGCCUCCAUAUUUUGAGAGUAGAAUAGCUAAAUAACCAAACACACCAAGUACAAAAUAAUCAAUAAACAAUACAUCAAACUCAUAAAACCCAUCAAUAAAUACUUCUAUAAUUAGUCAUCAAUUGAAAACCGACAUCCCAAAAAAGAAUUCUAUACCACCUGUUAAAUUGACUGUAAUUUAAGAAUAAAUAAAGGAAAAUAAGGAAAAGUCUCAUUCUCUUAAAACUUAGCCGACUCAAACUAAAUAAUAAUAACUUUAGUAGCAAGCGUAAUAAUAAUCAUAAUAAUAAUAAUAAUAAUAAUAAUAAUAAUAAUAAUAAUAAUAAUAAUAAUAACAAUAAUAAUAAUAAUAAACAAAAUAAUAAUUUAAUAUAAACAAACCUCAAACUGUAUAUAAAACACCUAUCAAACAAAAUACACCAUAAAUCAGUUAAACUAAAAGAUCGUUACAUUAAAAAUAGGCAGCAAGUUUACAAAUGGAAAGACAAUCGUUUCAUACUUAAUAAUCAGCAGUAGAAGAAAAUGUUACAUUCUAAUUUAAUGAUAAUCCAAAACCUACAAUUGAGAAUACGAAGCUUAUGGUCGAAAAAUUCACUUCGAGACUCAAUAAUGUCACUAUUCCUUAAUCAUUAAAAUAAACUUAAAAAUAAGUGGUGUAGGACGUGAAAGGAAUUGAAAAUUAUUAUGGUCCAUUUAAUCUUUCUUUCAUUACAUCAAAGCAUCCCUAAUUAUUUUUGAAUGGAAUCAAAAAGUAUCUAGAGGAGAAAUAUUAAUUUAUAUAAAUACAAGUAAUAUUGUUGUAUUUAUAAUUAGAAUUAGUAAAAUGGAUUCAACUUCAAUGUUAAUGAGAUAAGUGGUGAUUUAAAAUUAUAUAGAAUAGAAAAUUUAGAAAUAUAUUACUGCUUGAUAAAUUGCUAGAACUCUAAAAAUAUCGCAAAUAACUCAGAAUUCAACAAUAUUAUCUAUGAUCUGUAAACUAAUUUUAAAUUUUGA